This is a messenger RNA of Linum trigynum, 3675 nucleotides long. The record is from the annotation of a GenBank genome assembly. Lineage: Eukaryota; Viridiplantae; Streptophyta; Magnoliopsida; Malpighiales; Linaceae.
AUAGUAUGGAUAAUAUCAUAUAUAUAAUAAUCGUUAUUUGGAAAAUAAACAUGAGUGGUUUAUUCACACACACUCUCUUUUCCAAUAGAAAAUACAUGAAAUAUACUUGUAUUUCAAUAUGCCGACCUAUAUUGACACACACCAAUAUACCAUCCAAUUGUGUCAAGCCUAAGAGGGUCAUCCUGUCUGCGUAAUGAUCUCCUCGUGUCUUAGAACUCUUAAGUUUUAACGAUGUACAUCCUUGCACGAGCUUUCACAGAACUGUCCAAUGAGAUAUCGAUCAAUGCCAGGAGAUUCUCGCAGACACUUAUUUAUGCAAUCGAUAUGUGCAUCCGCAGCACAGGGACGAGGACCAUCCUCGACGACGGUGCCGAAAACUACCAAGACGACCAGCAGGACGACGACUACGUUGUUGAUCUUCAUGUUUGAUGGUUUCCCAAAUGUACGCCUUUUGUGAUAUGGUUCUACGACGAUGUGGCUCUGUUAUUAUUUGUAGGGGGAAAUGGAGAGGAUGGACAGAGAGAGGGCUAAGCUAAGAAUGUGGAGCUUACAACAAUUGGCGUCGUUCUAUCGUUGCAGCCCCAAAUUUGCAUGCAUGAGAGAAUGGUAAACCGCAAUAUGUGGGUAGGUAUUAUCAUUAAGAUGAAUUAUUAUAGGUGGUGCAUGUUUAAUCGAGAUCAUUAGAUAAAUUAUUAAUAUAUUCUACCUACAUUCUAGUUUCUCUUCAAAUCCUAAUGGUGAUCUCUCUUUUUCAUUAGAUAAAUGCUUGAGGAUUUAUUAAACAAAUAUGAGUGUAAACCAAAUGGAGACAUAACACAAAUGUUACAUGUAUGAUAUUAUCUUAUAACAUUUGCUAUGAACUUAAGUCAAUACUUAUUCAGACAAGUUAAAAUCAGGUUGUUGUGGACGAUUUGGAGUUAUUGAAAUGUCAAGCACAAUAAAACAACUAUAGCUUAAUUCCAUGUCUUUAGUAUAUACAGAUUGAAGCGGUUAUCAACAUGUAUGUCUAUCGCUAUCAUCGAAAGUUGCCACCGAAUUUGGACAAUGGAGAGGGGAGUUGCUUCUCUCCCUUACAUAUUUAUAGAUAUUUAUAGAGAGUAGAGCUAUCUACCCUAACAACUUCACAAAUCACAACCCCGAUCAAACACUUAUGAGGGCCUAAACACGACCUAGCCAGUAAUGCCAUGGGCUAGUCCAAUUACAAUCUAAUCUAAUUGUAGCUCGAUUUACUCCCUCAUGUCGUAAUUUUCAACCUUCAUUGCACUUGCGCGGCAUAUUUUUUCAACCUUAAUGUCAAAGUAAUUCUUCACCGUUGGAUAUAAACCGACGGAUUCUUCUGGUCCGUCCAAUCCAAUCGUCAACUCCCGUCCCAGGGUUUUCUCUAAUCUAACAGACAAACAGAGACACGUUUUUUCUUGUUUCCUGAUUUUUUUCCAGCUCUUCUCAAACCAGUAACGCAAGUUUUUUCUAAGAUCACCAAAACGUAAACAAUCCCCCCUCCCGCCGCCGCCGCCAAGGGUUUUUGCUUCACUCGCCGGUAUCUUCCUCUGGCGGCGGCCUAUAAACCUUCAUUCCCCACUUUUCCUCUACCAAAAUCAGUCGACACCCCGACAAAGAAAAACUGAUUUCAAAAUGUUGGCGGCAUUGCAUUUCUCCGGCGCCAGAGUUUCCCGCCCUAUUAGUAAUUUCCCCGAGGGUGCGGCGGGUCUCUGCUAUUCCAGCCGGUUCCGUUUCUCUGAUUCCGUCGUGAUCACUUCCGGGUUCUGCGAAAGUUCCAAACUUUCGUGUUCUUCUUCCCGUAGGGUUUUGCCGAGAAUCGCUUGCGAUGGGGGACGAGCAGUAGAAGUGCUGCAGAAGAGUGGUGGCGUUGGCAACGAUGAAGGGGACGAGGCGGAGAAGCAGUUCUCUUGCGUCAUGAAGUUCGGCGGCUCGUCAGUGGCCUCUGCCGAGAGGAUGAGGGAGGUCGCUCAGCUCAUAAGGAGUUUCCCGGAAGAGAAUCCCAUUAUUGUUUUAUCUGCAAUGGGAAAGACCACCAAUAAACUUCUGCUGGCUGGAGAAAAAGCAGUAAGCUGUGGUGUUACUAACGCAGAACUUAUUGAUGAACUUGGGUUCAUUAGGGAUUUGCAUUUUCGAACUCUGGAGGAGCUGGGAUUGGAGAAGUCGAUUGUUGCAAAGCACUUGGAAGAACUAGAGCAACUCUUGAAGGGGAUUGCUAUGAUGAAAGAGUUGACUCCACGAACGAGAGACUACCUAGUUUCCUUUGGAGAGUGUAUGUCUACAAGGAUUUUUGCUGCAUAUUUAAAUAAACUUGGUACAAAAGCACGUCAGUAUGAUGCAUUCGAUAUUGGAUUUAUCACUACGGAUGACUUCACGAAUGCUGACAUCCUCGAAGCAACUUAUCCUGCUGUUGCUAAGAGGUUACAUGGAGAUUGGAUUAGUGAUCCGGCAAUACCAAUAGUCACAGGCUUCCUCGGAAAGGGCUGGAAGACUUGUGCCAUAACAACUCUGGGUAGAGGAGGCAGUGAUUUAACAGCCACAACCAUUGGGAAAGCUUUAGGUUUGCGGGAAAUUCAGGUAUGGAAGGAUGUGGAUGGUGUCUUGACAUGUGACCCUAACAUAUAUUCUAAGGCAGAACCUGUUCCAUAUCUGACGUUCGAUGAAGCAGCAGAACUUGCUUAUUUUGGCGCCCAGGUUCUGCACCCACAAUCCAUGAGACCGGCCAGGGAAGGUGAUAUUCCAGUUCGGGUUAAGAAUUCUUAUAACCCAAACGCCCCUGGAACACUGAUUACAAAGUCAAGAGACAUGAGUAAGGCUGUGUUAACAAGCAUUGUCUUAAAACGGAAUGUUACGAUGUUGGAUAUCGUAAGCACUCGCAUGCUUGGUCAAUUCGGUUUCCUGGCCAAGGUGUUUUCUAUCUUUGAAGAUUUAGGAAUAUCAGUUGAUGUUGUAGCUACUAGUGAAGUUAGUAUUUCAUUGACACUCGAUCCAUCGAAGCUAUGGAGUAGGGAACUGAUUCAGCAGGAACUUGAUCAUGUCGUUGAAGAGUUGGAAAAAAUAGCCAUCGUCAACCUUCUUCAAAACAGAUCGAUAAUAUCCCUAAUUGGAAAUGUGCAGAGGUCCUCUUUGAUUCUAGAGAAGGUAUUCCGCGUUCUUAGAACCAAUGGCGUUAAUGUUCAGAUGAUCUCCCAGGGUGCAUCUAAGGUGAACAUCUCGUUGAUAGUGAACGACAGCGAAUCAGAGCAAUGCGUGAGAGCGCUCCACGAGGCCUUUUUCGAUGCCAACAUCGUGGAGCUAGAUUUGGAACAUGGCUCUAAUAAUGGCAAUGGUGCCGCAUCUAAAUGACGGGCUUCUUUCUUGUAACGAUUUUCCCCCGGCCAUUAUGGCCCCCUCAUAUGUAUCCUUGAGAAAUGUAAUGCUGAGAGAGAUGUAGGAGCCAAGUAGAUAUGGGGCUUCCCCGCCAAUUCACCUUUCAUGAAUUUUGUUUGUAUUGAGAUUUCGUUAUAAAUUGUAAUAUUUCCUCUUGCAACAAGUAAUCUGAUCUUUUUAUGCUCUGCUUCUGCGUAGGCUUUUGCUUGUUGAGAAUGUAAAUGGUGCAUUGGCGCAGCGUUCAGAUUAGUCAUUUCUCUCGACCUCUGUUGAUAUUUUUGUCUUAGAAAAUAAUAACAGUUCGUAUCA